UCAUCAUGUGCUUCCUGUAGCAACUGCAGCUGAGAAUGUGUGUAAACACCCACUUUAAUUGGAUCAGAAAAACAAUACCAGUAUUUAGUAAACAAUAUUAUAUAUAACCGGUGAAAAUGCUUAUGUUUUGUCCAACUUGUGGGAAUGUUUUAAUCGUGGAGGAAGGACAAAGGUGCUUCAGAUUCGCGUGUAAUACAUGUCCAUAUGUGCACAAUGUCACGAGGAAGGUAAAUAGCAGAAAGUACCCCAAACUGAAGGAGGUUGAUGAUGUUCUCGGGGGCGCUGCUGCUUGGGAAAAUGUGGAUUCUACUCCAGAACCUUGUCCAAAAUGUGAGCACCCACGGGCCUACUUUAUGCAGAUUCAAACUAGGUCUGCUGAUGAACCAAUGACAACUUUCUACAAGUGCUGCAAUAUACAAUGUGGCCAUCGUUGGAGAGACUAAAUCAGUCUUGGACUUUGUUUGAGACUCAAAAUAUGUGUUCAUAAUAAAAUAUUCUGUUUUCAUUAUAUAUAUAUAUUUUUUUUUUUUUUGGAGCCAAAACUGUGUCAUCAUUUAUAUGGAUUAAAAAAACUUUA
Rhinichthys klamathensis goyatoka is the source of this 577-nucleotide messenger RNA. RefSeq names its product polymerase (RNA) III (DNA directed) polypeptide K (gene polr3k). Gene Ontology annotation, molecular function: nucleic acid binding; DNA-directed RNA polymerase activity; zinc ion binding. Bases 117 to 443 code for a protein of 108 amino acids. The transcript has 3 exons. The record is from RefSeq and is a predicted model, not a curated record. NCBI's taxonomy places the organism in Eukaryota, Metazoa, Chordata, Actinopteri, Cypriniformes, Leuciscidae. Gene Ontology annotation, cellular component: RNA polymerase III complex. Gene Ontology annotation, biological process: DNA-templated transcription; termination of RNA polymerase III transcription.